This is a messenger RNA of Chara braunii, 895 nucleotides long. The record is from the annotation of a GenBank genome assembly. Lineage: Eukaryota; Viridiplantae; Streptophyta; Charophyceae; Charales; Characeae.
GCACUUACAGGCAGCAGGCGGUGACCUCGUAUUACAACGACCCACUGGAGCACGCAUGGCACCUGCAGAUCAUUGCGAUUUCUUCGGGAAUGGCAGACCUGCACAGGAUGGCGACAGCGAUUUCGACGACCGUCCCCCGAACGUGGGCGACGACGAUGGCGCCAGUGGCGAUGAUCACGGUGACGGAGGAGAUAGGCCACGACCAGCACAUGGUGACACGAUGCGCGCCGACGAGGCAGGGGGCGAGCACCGCACAGCAGUAGAUCACGCUCGAGAUGGAGUGCAUGAUGAUGGUUCACGACCUGUCUCGGGCGGUGAUCUGAGGCGCUUGAAACGCGGACCAAGGGAAAAAGACACUAUCGCUUCACGUGUGCGCAAACGUCAUGGUGGGGUUGCUAGCAUUCCACUAUCACGAGUCCCCGCAACUGGCCAGAUUCCAGUUUCUGAGGACUCUUUCAGCGAUCACGGCGGCGAGGAGCGGAUCGAGCUGCAUGGCGGGAGCGGUCAUCCACGAGGUGACACUUCGAGUAUGCACGCGACAGCAACGAUGGGGCCUUCCGCAGCAGUCCCAGAAUCGCAACAGGGUCCAGCACCGUUGAUGCGUCAUCCCGAGGUUCAGGGAGAGAUCAGUCCUCUCCCGGCAGUGCGGGACGAGGGUUCUGUCGGUGCACUGCAUCCACUCACGUCUGCCGGAGCGGCAGUCUCAGUUGCAGCGACCUCGGAUGUGGGACAAACCACUGGUAGCGGUGGAGCAAGAAAGUAUGCUCCCACCUCGCAGUGUUGAACCGCGGCCACCGCCUGCAUUGAUGGAGGGGAGUCAGGGGACCGUUGUUGUGUGUCAAGGCGACGAUCUCCCGGAACGUGAUAUCUCACACACUCCCGCAGCCGAGCAGAG